CCCGCUCCGGUGCUGUGGUGCCCCCCGAGGGCGGCGGCCGGCGGGGGCGGAGCGGCAGCGCGGGGUGGCUCCCGGGCGUGUGGCGGGGCCAAGCCGUUCCCUUCCCCCCGCGGCGCGUUGUACUGCGCAGGCGGCGGCACUGGCGCGAUGGCGGCCGGGGACGGCGGCGACGAGGUGCGGGUGCUGCAGAAUCUUCGAGGGAAGAUCUAUGACGCCAAACACUUGGUACCCAACAAAAUGAGAGACUUUUUCUGUACCAUAAACUUGGACCAAGAAGAAGUUUUCCGUACACAAGUAGUUGAAAAAUCUUUAAGCCCAUAUUUUGGGGAAGAGUUUUACUUUGAGAUUCCAAGAACAUUCCAGUGGUUGUCCUUCUACAUUUAUGAUAAAAGUGUUUUACAAAAAGACCUGCGUAUAGGAAAGGUGUCAAUCAAAAAAGAAGAUUUAUGCAAAUACACAGGAAAAGAGAACUGGUUUAUGCUUCAACCUGUUGAUUCUAAUUCAGAAGUUCAGGGAAAAGUUCACCUUGAAUUAAAACUGAAUGAACUGAUAACAGAUAAUGGAUCUGUGUGCCAGCAACUAGUAGUACAUAUAAAGGAGUGCCAUGGGUUGCCUCUUAUAAAUGGACAGAAUUGUGACCCUUAUGCAACAGUCUCUCUUGUGGGGCCUUCCAGGAAUGACCAAAAGAAGACCAAAGUAAAGAAGAAAACAAGCAAUCCGCAGUUUAACGAAACAUUUUAUUUUGAGGUAACCAGGUCCAGCAGUUACACCAAGAAGUCCCAGUUUCAGGUGGAAGAAGAAGAUAUUGAGAAAUUAGAAGUCAGGGUUGACCUUUGGAAUAAUGGAAAUUUGGUACAAGAUGUCUUUCUAGGAGAAAUCAAAGUUCCCGUGAAGGUGUUAAGAAAUGAUUCCUUUCAAGCAUGGUACUUACUUCAACCAAGAGAAAAUGGAAACAAGUCUUCUAAAACUGAUGAUUUGGGGUCACUUAGAUUAAAUAUCUGUUACACUGAAGACUGUGUGCUUCCAUCUGAAUACUACGGUUCUCUAAGAAACUUGCUGCUAAAAUCAUCAGAUGUUCAGCCGAUUUCUGCAUCUGCUGCCUAUAUACUGAGUGAAGUUUGUCGAGACAAGUAUGAUGCUGUUCUGCCUCUUGUUCGAUUGUUGCUACACCACCAUAAGCUAGUUCCAUUUGUUGCUGCAGUGGCAGAACUAGAUCUGAAAGACACCCAAGAAGCAAACACAGUCUUCAGAGGCAACUCAUUAGCAACUCGGUGUGUAGAUGAAAUGAUGAAAAUAGUGGGGAAGCACUAUCUGAAGGUUACUUUGAAACCUGUUAUUGAUGAGUUUUGUUUGUUUCAGAUAUGCGAGUCUCCUAAGCCCUGUGAAAUAGAUCCCAUCAAAAUAAGAGAAGGCGAUAAUGUAGAAAUAAAUAUGGAAAAUCUACGCUAUUAUGUAGACAAAGUAUUCCGUGAAAUUGUGCGGUCAAGUAUAAGUUGUCCUACCCUAAUGUGUGAUGUUUUUUAUUGUUUGAGGCAUCUGGCUGCCAAAAGAUUUCCAAAUGACCCUCAUGUGCAGUAUUCUGCAGUGAGCAGCUUUGUGUUUCUUCGUUUCUUUGCUGUAGCCGUAGUCUCACCUCAUACUUUUCAUUUACGACCUCACCAUCCAGAUGCACAGACUUCUAGAACAUUAACUCUGAUAUCAAAAGCCAUCCAGACUUUGGGAAGCUGGGGAAGUUUGACCAAAAGCAAACUUUCAAGUUUCAAGGAGACAUUUAUGUGCGAGUUCUUCAAAACAUUUCAAGAAGAAAAAUUUACUGAAUCAGUUAAAAAGUUCCUAGAUGAUGUUUCCUCUACUGAAAGCAAAGAGCCCAGUGGUCUGAGCGAGCCAGUACAUCUAAAGGAAGGAGAAAUGUACAAAAGAGCUCAGGGAAGGACUCGGAUUGGUAAAAAGAAUUUCAAGAAGCGGUGGUUCUGUCUAACAAGUAGAGAAUUCACCUACCACAAACAGCAAGAUAAAGAACCAAUUUUCACUAUUCCAAUCAAAAACAUCCUUGCAGUGGAGAAACUUGAUGAGAACUCCUUCAACAAGAAAAAUAUGUUUCAAAUACUACAUGGAGAAAAGCCUCUCUAUAUCCAAGCAAAUAACUGUGUAGAAGCUAGUGAAUGGAUAGAAGCUCUUUGCCGGGUAACGAGGUCAAACCAGAAGCGGCUUAGUUUUUACCAUCCUUCUGCUUUCCUGAAUGGGAACUGGCUUUGCUGCAAGGCUACAAUAGAGAACACAGUUGGCUGUGCUCCUUGCACUGCAGAUGUUCCUGCUGAUACUCAGAUUGAGAUUGAUGGCGACAGAGAGACAGAAAGAAUUUACUCACUUUUUACUAUCAACAUGUCUAAACUACAGAAGCUGGAAGAGGCUUGCGGAAGUAUAGCAGUCUAUCAGGGUCCACGGAAAGAACCGGAUGAUUAUUCUAACUUCACAAUUGAAGAUUCUGUAGCAACUUUUCACACACUUAAACAGAUAAUAGAUAUCAUAGAAAAGCUGAGUGAAUCACAUGAAAAAUACCGAAAGAAGAGAUCGUCUAGUGCUAAAUAUGGGAGUGAAGAAAAUCCGAUUGUUGGAAAAGUUUCCUAACCAGAACAAACUGCAGCACACUUGGAUGAAAAAAGAAACUGGAAAUAUUCUUGGUUGUUUUGUUUUGUUUGUUUGUUUUUUUAAUCAUUAUAUGCCUUUUUACAAAGUAUUUAAGAAUGAACAUAAAUGUUAGUUGUGUUGACAAUCUAUUUAAUAUUUAAUAGAAAAAUGUCUACUUGGAAAUUUGGUCUUAAGUUUAUUUUCCUUUUGCUGAAGAACUUGGAAGUUCCAGGUUCUUGGAUUAACAGGUGUGAAUAAAUCUAAAUAUUGUUUUGCCAUUGUUGUCUUAUCGGGAAGAACUUCUAAACAAAUAAGCUUUGUAAUGGAAGAAAAUCCACAUGGCACUUGUUGGUUGGAUGACAUCUCUCAAUACAUACACUUCAAACUUGCAUGAGUUUACCAUGAGUGCCUGCCCUGCAGAUACAGAUCUUGAAAUAGAAAUCCCAAGAUACUAUGAUAUGGGAAAGAUUUGAAGCUUCACACUCAAUUCAUUUGACUUUUUUUCUUGUAUUAGGUGGUGUCAUGACUUCAUUUAUCUAUAUCUGAAGUCUUACAAAAUUGUGCAGUAUGCUGCAAAUAAUCUGGACAGCAGAUACCAGUGUUAGUAAUGUUUUUAAGUACUAAAGAAGAAAUCAGGGAAUUUAUGUUGUACCUCUUGUUUACAUUUGGGGUGAGUAUAGUAUAUGGAGUGACAUUAGACCACUAUCUAUUUUCCUUAGGAUUUUUAAGGUACAUAGUUUUUCUUAAUCUAAAAAGAAAUGCAGGGUAGCAACAUUCUUUUUAAACAAGUUUGCCUACAAACAGAAAAAUUUAAAUGUGAUCUGAUUGUGGUUAAGUACUGAUCAAUUUACAUCAUCCCAUGUAUAAUCUUACCUUUUUAAAUAAAAAGUAAUAACUAGGUCCAGCUCACCUUUUGACUACAAAUCUAAUAAAUAAUCUCUUAUAAUCACUCAAAGCACUUUAGAUAUCUGGACUAUCCCAGAUUAUUUUUAGAUACUUUGUAGUAUCUGCUUGUUAUGAUCAGUUGAAUGAUCAACAUUGUUUUGUCUUAAAGCAAUGCUUCAUUGAGUGUUUUUGUAUCUUUAGUUACAUGAAUUUGUAUUUGCCACUUAACACAAUUUCAAACUGGCA
Messenger RNA from Pezoporus occidentalis (night parrot), 3759 nucleotides. RefSeq names its product RAS p21 protein activator 2 (gene RASA2). Gene Ontology annotation, biological process: negative regulation of Ras protein signal transduction; regulation of GTPase activity; intracellular signal transduction. Lineage: Eukaryota; Metazoa; Chordata; Aves; Psittaciformes; Psittacidae. The transcript has 24 exons. Bases 148 to 2628 code for a protein of 826 amino acids. Gene Ontology annotation, molecular function: GTPase activator activity; phospholipid binding. The record is from RefSeq and is a predicted model, not a curated record.